CCUUUUAUUCAGGUCACCCACACGUUUCUCUUCUCCUCUGUAGAAUGUAGACUCUCUUUGAUAUUGUUUCGUAUCUCGGUCUCUUUAUUCCGGUAAGUCGAAACUCUCCGGCCAGUUAUGCGGUCACCGGCCGCUACCUUGCGUGGUCAGAUCCAUCCGUCGAUCUGGGUCUCCCUUGGUUUUUUCAUUUGAAGUCCAGAAACAGAACAAAAAAAAAGAAACGAAACAGAGUAAACCAGAGCAAAUUUUGUGUUGUUGUAAUAGCUGUUUAUUGUAAAUGUUUUUAUUUUAUUUUUUGGGGGUGAAAAUUUUUGAGUUUUUGUUGUAAAGAUGAAUUUAAGAGCAGCGGAAGAUGAAGAAUCGGUUUCGGUAUCGGUAUCCGGUCAAGAAAUUGACGUACCGAGCGAUAUAGAUUGGCAAAUGUUAGACAAAUGGAAGUUUUUCUUACAUGGGGCGGCGCUGUUUUCCGGGGUUUCGGCAGCCCUUUAUCCUGUAGUUGUGUUAAAGACAAGACAACAAGUGGGUCAGUGUCAAGUUUCAUGUGUAAAAACUGCAACUUUUGUGGUGAGAAAUGAGGGCUUUAGGGCUUUGUAUAGAGGGUUUGGGACUUCAUUGAUGGGUACAAUCCCUGCUAGGGCGCUCUACAUGGGGGCUUUAGAGGUUACAAAGAGUAAAGUUGGGAGCUUCACUGUUAGAUUAGGGUUUAAUGAGGGGACUGCAGCUACAAUUGCAAAUGCUGUUGCAGGGUUGACUGCAGCCAUGGCUGCUCAACUUGUGUGGACUCCAAUUGAUGUUGUGAGUCAAAGGUUAAUGGUUGCUAAUGGAAAAGAUUGUAGAUAUGUAAAUGGGAUUGACGCAUUUAGGAAGAUUGUUAGGACCGAUGGGGCAAGAGGAUUGUAUAGGGGAUUUGGAAUAUCAAUCCUGACAUAUGCACCAUCUAAUGCAGUAUGGUGGGCAUCAUACUCCGUGGCUCAAAGGGUGGUUUGGGGAGGGAUUGGUUGGCAUAUUUCAAGGAAAGAUGCAUAUGGUGUUGGUGGUGGAGAUGAUGGUGAGGGAAGUAUGAAUAUCAUUAGGCCGGAUGCAAAAAUGGUAAUGGCAGUUCAGGGAGUGAGUGCAGCAAUGGCAGGUGGUGUAUCGGCCUUAAUUACAAUGCCACUUGAUACAAUUAAGACUAGGUUGCAGGUCUUGGAUGGGGAAGACAGUGGCAGGCGCGGACCAACUGUUGGGCAGACUGUUAGGAAUUUGGUUAGGGAAGGUGGUUGGAUGGCUUGUUAUAGGGGAUUGGGGCCAAGGUGGGCAUCAAUGUCUAUUUCUGCAACAACUAUGAUCACUACUUAUGAGUUUCUGAAACGCCUCUCAACUAAAAAUCGAGAGGUUUUGACAUGACAUGGAGGGUUGUUGCAUGAUGAAUGACUUGUUACACAAGGUUGGAGCUUUCUGCGUCAAUUUAAAUGCCUGCAGUGGCAAUGGUCACUGCCUGUGAAUUUCUCAAAUAAUGGGGAUCAUAAUGGGGAAAACUGAGGGGGUUUUUAGUGUACUCUUAUCUCUAAUCUUGUUAAAUUCCACUCUUCUUGUCUAUAUUAUUUUUGUCUAGUUACUCUCUUUUUAGCCUGCCUCUUGGGUUAAUCAAUGUAAUUGAUGUCACCUCUCUUGCAUAUAUAUAAAUCUCUUUUGCUCUCCUUAA
Mangifera indica (mango) is the source of this 1684-nucleotide messenger RNA. Its product is annotated as solute carrier family 25 member 44-like. The record is from RefSeq and is a predicted model, not a curated record. Lineage: Eukaryota; Viridiplantae; Streptophyta; Magnoliopsida; Sapindales; Anacardiaceae. The coding region runs from base 331 to 1386 and encodes 351 amino acids. The transcript has a single exon.